AUAAGUAGGGUGGAGCAGUUUUUCACUUGUUGAGGUGUCCAUAGGUCUUUGUGAGAGUUUGAAAAAAUGUGCCAUCAAUCCAUAAGGGCUCUCACAAGCUUCCUUUUGGAAUACACGUAUGCCCCCUUUUUAUGAAAAAAGUGUGACACGCCCCCCAAAUGGGAACCAAAGAAUUUAUGAGUUGACAUGUAAACAUGUUUUCCACACCAAAUUAUAAGGGAUUGUAACAAAUACACAAACAAAACAAAAAAGCUCAAGAUUGCCUGUUACAGGUCGAUUUUCUGUUAGCAACGUGUGCCCACAUUUUUUUUUAAAAGGUUGCCCCACCCCCAAAAGAGGCACAAUUGUGGAUUUUUUUUCUUUUGAUGUAGCACUUGAGUUAACUGUCCAAAUGUGAAAAAGAAAAUUAAGUUUUUUUAAUAAUUUUUUACGCGCGAAGCCCCCCACUAUUUAAAAUCAUGGCCACGCCCACAAAAGGGUCAGAAAAAAAUGGCAUCAAGUGGUUUUGAACUUCUUGAGGUAUCCUCUAGUGAUCCUGAGAGUUUCAAAGAAUGUACCCGAAAUUGCAUAUGGGGGUCAUUUUCGACCAUAAGCCCACUGACUAAUAGUCUCCUGUAAUCUCAGGCAGUAAGCAUUUUUCAUCAAGUGAUUCUGUAACAAAAGGAUGGAUAUUGUUGUCCACUUCAAGUUCACAUGGAGGGGCAUUACUGGCCAUACGUGUUCCGAUUGUUGAACAAUUUUCGUUAAAAGUAUCAGCAAUGUCGGUGAGAUCAUUAACAAAUUCCCCAUUCUUGGUAAAAAAUAGAGUUUGGAAUACUUUUCUGUUUGUUGGGGAGAACCUCUGUUAGUUUUUUUCCACAGAAUGGAAGACUUGCCUUUAUUUUCCUCGAUGGUUGAUUGAAAGUGUUCGCUUUUCUUGCUGCGGAUUUUUUCAGUGCUCUUGUUUCGCACCUUUUUGUAUGCCUCACAAUCAUGUGGUAAGCCUGAACGUCUAGCGAGUUUAUUUGCACGAUCUCACUGUCGCAUAAGUUUUAGAAUCCCCAUCGAGCCAAGGCAACGAUGCACCACAAAUACGUUUUGAUUUCAUUGGUGCAUGAUGGUUAAUAAUACUCAUAAACAGAGAGUGCCAUGGGGACCAUGCUUCAUUAACAUCAUGACAAUUAAGGACAUGUUCCCAUGGGGUAUUAAGGAGGUCAUCUUGAAAAGCGUCAUUGCCAAUAUCUUUAAAAAAAAAACUGAAGUUCAUUGAACGGCCUUCUUUUUUGGGGGGUUUCCAUUUAUGAAGACUGUAAACAAGAUAAUGAUCACUAAUCAGGACAGGUAGGACACCACUUUCACUUACAAGUUCAGGAUGUGAGCUAAAAAAUAGAUCAUUAAUUGUUAGUAGUUGAUGAAUCAAUUUUUAUCUAUUUCCCUCCCACUUCCACUUUCCUUUUUAAAAUCCAAUACGCUUCCAAAUAGCCGCCUAUAUAUAGGACGUGUGGUGCAAGCUACUUGUCCUGUGGCGGUGGCGUUUAUGGCUUUGAUACCUAGCUGCUAAUUCCAAAACAACAUUAUGCCGCUUUGGCUCGGUCUAUUAACAGCAGCCAUUCCCCAACCCCGGUCAUUAUCACGCAGUGAAGACCGGGUCCUCACACUGUUAUUCCCUAAUUAUAUAAGACGGCUGCCAAUAUGGCUAUCAGUAUUGCCCAAAUAUUGGUCUGUGGUAUGAUUGCCUAUUUGUUGAUAUGGGCAGGUCAGGUUUCGGUAGGAUUGCUUUUCAUGGUUCCAAGACGUCCUAUCGGUGCGAUGUUUCAGCGCACUCAGGUUUAAUGGACUGUGCAGCGAUUCACUGAAGCGGGCGCUCUUAACACACACGGCAACAGUCUGCACAGGACAUUGUCUUGGGAAUUUCGUAUUUCUGCCCGAGAAAUUCUGAGCAGUAUUGUGUGUGAAUUUACAUGUGUGCGUGAUGUAAGCAUGUCUGGUUUAUGCACGUAGGCUACAAUACUGCAUAUUUCCAAGCCUCGGGUGUAUACGGAUUGCAAGUAACCCUGUAAGCUUUGCUGGAUAAAAAACAUGUCGACCAUGUGGAUGAGCAAUCGAUUUUGCAGCAAAGCUGAUAAAAAUCAAUGUGCUCUUCAUUGAUUUGAACGUGGCAAUGAUUGGACCAAACUGUACACGCGGUCGACUGGUGUCGUGGUCAUAGAUGCACGUGUAUGGUACGUCACUUGACUAACGGUUUUCGGAACAGCUAUUUUGUUUCCACCGAUGCGCAUGUGUCACACAAAGUCUUUUUUUUUUGCGAGUAACUUUGAUGUAACUUUUCAGUGGAUAGAUGACUUGUACAUGUCUGGGUCUGUGUGCGUCGUUGGUCAUAGUCACGUUGGUUGUUGGUCCAAGGUUGAGUGGUUUUGGUCACAAAGAAAGGUUAAAGGUACUGUCGUAGCGGGAAACUUUGGAUAGGUUUUUUGGUCCUACGGACUUCUGGGAGCAUUGUGGUGUUGUGAUUUUUUUUUUUCUUUAGGUGCGGCAGAAAACUUGACAGCUCGAGCAGUGCUGGCGGCCUGCUAGCAAUUAUUGCCCCACAGCGAUUCGACUUGUUGGAUAGUGCAAUUUUAAUUUCGAUUGCGAUCCAUUUUUGUGUGUGAUUUCGAGAGAUAUUGGCUCUCCACUACACCUAUUUGCUUGUGAGGGGCACAUGGAUUGAGACUACAUUCCAUGUUUUUUUUCAGAGAACAGAAGAGUCUCUUGUGACUGUGAGUAUUCAGUUAUUUUCUAAUUUAAAUGUCAUGUAUUUAUAUAAAUUUAUGUUAGUCUUUUUCCCAGAGAAUGACAUGUGUUUUGGAUAUGACUUAAAUCCGAUUAAAGAAAGUUUGAGAGUCUUUGAUAAAUAUGUACCUUAAAGGAAUAUGUGUGUUCAUAUUUAACGUUACGAACUAUCAAGAUUUAUUGUAUAGUAUGUGCCUUUAGGAGUGAUUUUUCACCUCCUUUUUCUCUUUCUUGGUAUUUAAUUGAUUGUUGAGAAAGCUUGCUACAUUUCCCUUGGUAUAGAAAGUCUAUUGUUUGAGUUAUCAUGAUAAUUUUUAAGAAUACUGCAACGUGACAUCAUAUUUGGGUAUUGAUUGAUGAGGCAGUAGCCAAGAAUAUGGUUAUUUUAGUAGAGUAGAUAUUUAACUUAAGAAAUGUUUUAUUUAGAUGGCCAAUUAUAACUAGUACGGAAGUACGUGAGGCACGUAACUCCCCACUGAGGCUAUCACACCCAGGCCAGUACGAGUGCCACCAACCCUGUCGACUGCUCCGAGUGAGGCCCAGUACCAGCGCGGUGGACCGCAACGAACGGUGAAGUGAACACCGGCUUUCCUGCAAGUCCAGGAGUAAAUGAACGUUCGCUGAGGGUAGCAAAAGCUUGAGUAUCCAAUUAGGCUGCCCACCUGGUAAACAUCUUGUUUUUGAUGUCACUGCCACUUUACAUCAAGUUGAGAUGAUGUAUGGUGAGAUAUAUGACUGUCCGAUUCCAGAUCCUGAGUAUCCCUGCUUUUAUUACAAACAUGCUUUUAAUCCUGUUUUCCGUGUACUGGAUGUUAUGACUGGCAAAUCUAGUCUGUUUACUGGUCAGUACAAUAUGAAAGUGAUUGGUGGAAGUGCUGAGGGUCCAGGCAGCAUUGAAUAUUUCAAUGGUGAACAGCUUCAACAGUUUAACCUGCAAAAUGGAUUGGGUCCAACAAUUUGGAAGCCAGAGGAUUCAAAUGGUCAUAGUAAUGGAUCAGUGCCAAUUUUCCAACAUGAUUGCAGUGGGAUAGUGUGGCGUUGUGAGCAGGGGUCACCCUGUGCCAGUGUACCCAUGCACUUCCCUUGGCCACCGGAAUAUUACUUUGUCAUAGAGGUCACAAACAGACAGGUAGACUUGUACUCAACAUAUUGCGAAUUUUCUACAGAGUUCACAAUCAAAGUCCAUGGACUGGAGCUCAGUAAAUAUGAUCUUAUGGCCAUUGUAGGGUGGUCUUUGGUGUUCUCAUUGGUCUUCAUCACUAUUUUUGUCACCUGCCAUCAACACAAGAGUGGAGAUACCAAGACCCAUCGACAAAAGAGGAAGACAAGCCGUGUUGUUCCCAUGCCAACUAUCACGGAAGUAGACAUUUCAGAUGACAGUGAAACUGAGGAAGUGAUAAACAUAGUAGAAGGACAAGGCUUUGAAGCACUUCCCUCUGAAGAUACCAUCAACAGAUCAAGGAUUUCCACAAGAUGAGCUCCUCAACUUAGCAGUAAUGUUGGUACCAUGCCAAAACUCAACAUUGGUUUCCCCGAAAGCUUUGUCUGCUCAUGGUAGUUUCCGUAAUGGUUUCAAAACCAUUAACUGCUCUUCUUACCACAUGCUCCACAUCAACUUAUCUCUUAUGCUCCAGAUAGAGGCCUUUCAGCAAAAUCGUUGAUAUCAUCCUCCUUUACACUGAGUCAGUGGGCGUAUGGUAAAAAAAAAAUCAUCUUUGAUACAAUCUUUGAAAAUUUCAGGGAUUGUUAAUGAAACACUAAAGAGCCCAAGUCCCCUUGAUGCCAUUUUUGUCAAUUUCUUCCUGGAUUUGGCGGAAGUAAGCGGUACGUCAAAAUACAUUAAUUCAGAAUUGUAUUUUAGCUUUGAUGCGGUGAAACUACAGUUUUGUAUAAAAGAGAAUGAUAAAAGCAUUGGAAUUUUCUUGUUAAAAGUCAUUUUAUUUUACAAAACUAAGGAAAAGAGGUGUAUUCAAAGUAAAUGUAGCAUAAUUGUUUAUCAAUGGAAAGUUUAGGGCGGAUUAAAAUAAUAUUGAAGUGAAUGGGCAUGAAAAAGAGAAAAUGGAUAAAUUGGAUGAAACAAUUCAGGUGUAUUGUAGCAUCAAUGUUUUCAGACCAAAAUUGACAAAUUUGGCCUUUUAUGAAAAGUCACUCCUUUUGUCCCACUUUUUGAAAAUGCUGUUGUGAUGAAUGAAAUAAAUCACAUGAGAUUGUGCUCACCAGCCAGCAUU
Patiria miniata (bat star) is the source of this 4979-nucleotide messenger RNA. Its product is annotated as cation channel sperm-associated protein subunit gamma 2-like. The transcript is spliced from 8 exons. The record is from RefSeq and is a predicted model, not a curated record. NCBI's taxonomy places the organism in Eukaryota, Metazoa, Echinodermata, Asteroidea, Valvatida, Asterinidae. The coding region runs from base 3464 to 4228 and encodes 254 amino acids. Gene Ontology annotation, cellular component: motile cilium; sperm principal piece; CatSper complex.